AUGGAGAAUUCUUGGAAAUUAAUUACAGCAAACUCUUAUUAUGAUUCAGAAGCAAAUUUAGUGAAAUAUUUUACAAAAGGAUUAGGAAUCGAUUUAUAAAUAGUUAAUAUUGAAUAUCUCUUUCUUUUUAAAUAAGGAAACUUACCUCUAUUAAUUAUUGGACCAAAAGUUUUUUAAAAAGGAGAGAUUUCUAAAUUUAUUGUGAAUGUAUUAGACAGUCUAUAUAAAAGGAAUACUUGAAAAAUUACCAAUAGAAUUAUGAACAGUAUUUUAAUCUGUUUGAUAAUUGCUAUUAAAUGCUUGAAAUAAUUGAUUAUUUUAUGUGGGCUGCUCCAUCUAAUAUAUUAUACUAAUAUAGGGAUUAGUAUAGUUUCUAUAAUGCAAUUAACAAAUAUCAUCAAUGUCGUUUCCUUAUUAAUCAAAAGAAAAGAUUUAAGAACCUCAAAUAUCUUGAUCUUAAUAUGGUUAAUAAUAAAGCUAAGAUUCAUCUAACAGUUAUUCAACAUUGGAUAAAAAUGUAACAUGAAUAAUAAAAACCUGUUAAUAUAUUUUACAUAUUUUGUUAUGUUGUACUAAAGUCAAUUAUUUUCAAUAUUAGAUAUUCUCUAUUAGUAUUAAAUUUAUCAUAUUUAUAGUAUAAUCAAAUCCUUAAAUCAGAAUUAAAAGAUUUAAUACAAUAGAUGACUUUGAAAUUAGAAAACGAAUUUUAACUUGAACCUAUAUAAGGAAUAAAAGAUUCUGUUAUAAUAUAUAAUUAACAAUUAGAUAAGCUCUUAUAGAUAAAUCAAGAUUAAAGACAAAAAAGGAAUUCUCACUAAAUUAUUCUUCAAAUAAUAUCAUUAUCAUUAUUUACUUAUGUGUUAAUUACAAAUGACUUCAAAUGA
Molecule: messenger RNA, 884 nt
Organism: Paramecium pentaurelia
Lineage: Eukaryota; Ciliophora; Oligohymenophorea; Peniculida; Parameciidae
Source: the annotation of a GenBank genome assembly